UGUAAAGUACAUUGUAAACAAUAGGUAGUCCUUGACUCCUUGUUCAACUAAUCCACGCGACUACUCAGAAGUCAGUGGAUGCUUGAAUAUUAUUCUUGGAGUGUUAGAUCAUAUUAUAAAGUGCGAGUGCAUUAUGAUUAUAUUUAAAGGGAAAAUGCAACAGUGCUCUCACCAAAACCUAGAACUUUCUGUAAACACUAUGAUGUGGAUGAGUUGUUACCAACAACAGGGAGGUUAGGUAGUAUGGCCAUGGACUUAAAUUUACGGCUCAAGAGGAGAACCUGUGAAGACUCCUGCACUUACGCCGAGGUCAGAGGGAUUGCUGCUUGGGGAAGAACGUACAACCCAAUUCAUUUGUUUAGGCGGAAAGGAGAACCAUAUAGCACUACAUAUCAGGCUGUUACGGCGUGGGACUGCAAGAAACUGCACGAAAGUGCGCCACAUCGCUGGUGGUGGCUGGCGCAGACUGUUGAAGUCGCACGGUGCCGCCAGGAUUUUAAAACUUUUCAAAUUUCUGCAUGGCAUGAUGAAGUAGCACGAAACAGUAAGCGGUGUGGCGUGGCGCCGCAACAAAAGAGGUAAGAACCCAAGCGGUGCCGUGCCACACUGCACCACGUGCGGUGUGGUGCAAGUUCGUACCUCCCGUGCGGGAGUGUUACGGCGCAUUCAUACACAAUUAAUAAAUGGCGCGCACAUGUUGUGGGGCGUGCGGUGUGUGCGUCAUCUCCCUAUGUCAAUUGGAUGGAAGGUUGCCGCGCAUUCUAGGGAGGAUGAAACAGGCCGGACAGACCACGGGGGCAUCAUUCGUGCUCUGACAGCCU
Macrobrachium nipponense is the source of this 821-nucleotide messenger RNA. RefSeq lists its product as uncharacterized. NCBI's taxonomy places the organism in Eukaryota, Metazoa, Arthropoda, Malacostraca, Decapoda, Palaemonidae. The coding region runs from base 244 to 582 and encodes 112 amino acids. The transcript has 4 exons. The record is from RefSeq and is a predicted model, not a curated record.